AUGGGUAUCCUCGCCUUCGUCGAGGACAGGCCGACGCCAAAGGAGGUCUACAACUGGCGCGUCUAUACCGCUGCUGCAGUCGCAUCAUGGGCAUCCUGCAUGAUUGGCUAUGACUCUGCCUUCAUUGGCACGACUCUAGCACUUCCUUCCUUCGUCGACGAAUUCAGACUCCGUCCAGAUCAGAUGCCUCCGGCCAAAUUGGCUACGACAAAAGCGAACAUUGUUUCCGUUUACCAGGCCGGUGCCUUCUUCGGUUCUUUCGGUGCAUACGUCUCUAGCUACUACUGGGGACGAAAGAGGAGUUUGAUCGUUUGGAUCCUUCUUUUCAUCGUUGGUGCUGGUAUGAUGUUGGGCGCAAACCGCGAACGAGGAUUGGGUCUCAUCAUUGGUGGCCGUGUUUUGGCUGGUCUGGGUGUCGGUGCUGCUUCCAACAUGGUGCCCAUCUACAUUUCUGAGAUGUCUCCACCGGCUGUACGAGGACGUCUUGUUGGUAUCUAUGAGAUGGGAUGGCAAAUCGGUGGUCUCGUUGGAUUCUGGAUCAAUUACGGUCUUCAGGAGACUAUGGCACCAUCGCAUUCGCAAUGGUUGAUUCCCUUUGCCGUUCAGCUCAUUCCCGCUGGAUGCCUUCUCAUCGGAGCUUUCUGGUUGAAGGAGUCCCCUCGAUGGCUUUUCACCAAAGGCAGGCGUGACGAGGCGGUGAGGAACCUGUGCUGGAUCCGCAAUCUCCCAGCUGAUAACCUCUACAUGGUUGAGGAAAUUGCCGCCAUCGAUGCUCAAAUCGAGCAUGAUCGUAUCCACAUUGGACCCGGAUUUUGGAGGCCAUUCGCCGCGUUGAAGGAUAAGAAGGUUCAGUGGCGUUUCUUCCUCGGUGGAAUGCUCUUCCUCUGGCAGAACGGUUCUGGAAUCAAUGCCAUCAACUACUAUUCUCCCACCGUUUUCAAGUCGAUCGGCAUCACAGGUGCCAGCACAGGUUUUCUCACCACCGGUAUCUUUGGAGUUGUCAAGACUGUUGUCACUUUCUUCUGGCUGCUCUGGCUCAUCGACCGCCUUGGACGCCGCAAUCUCUUGAUGAUUGGUGCAGCUGGAGGUUCCGUCUGCAUGUGGAUUAUCGGUGCAUACAUCAAGCUCUCAGGAGCUGGCAAGACCACAAUCUCCACUAACGGCAAGCUCCCACCAGGCGGCAUUGCUGCAAUUUUCUUCUUCUACCUCUGGACCGCUUUCUACACUCCGUCUUGGAAUGGAACUCCUUGGGUUAUCAACUCGGAGAUGUUCUCGCAGCAUACGCGUUCAUUGGGCCAGGCAUCGGCUGCUGCCAACAACUGGUUCUGGAACUUCAUUAUCUCCCGUUUCACCCCUCAGAUGUUCAACACAAUGGGCUACGGAGUAUACUUCUUCUUCGCUUCGCUCAUGAUUCUAUCUAUUCCUUUCGUGUACUUCCUCAUUCCCGAGACCAAGAGUAUUCCUCUUGAGCACAUGGAUGAGCUCUUCUCUCUGAAGCCAGUGCACAAGGCACAUGGAGUCAUGAUGCAGAAGCUUUUCGAGCGCGAGGAGGAGUUUAGGCAUGAUGCCGAGGGUGCAGGCUUGACUGUUGAGAAGACUAAGCAGGCCGAGAGAGUUGAGAGUGUUUAA
This is a messenger RNA of Aaosphaeria arxii CBS 175.79, 1629 nucleotides long. Its product is annotated as putative quinate permease. The record is from RefSeq and is a predicted model, not a curated record. Gene Ontology annotation, biological process: transmembrane transport; carbohydrate transport. The transcript is spliced from 2 exons. Gene Ontology annotation, cellular component: membrane. Gene Ontology annotation, molecular function: carbohydrate:proton symporter activity. NCBI's taxonomy places the organism in Eukaryota, Fungi, Ascomycota, Dothideomycetes, Pleosporales. Bases 1 to 1629 code for a protein of 542 amino acids.